GGUGUCUGUGUAAAUGAAUUGGAGAGAAGGUGACUAAUUAAAAAAAUUACUGAUUUUACUAUCCAAUUUUAACAUUAUGCACUUAUGGCAGGAGUUAUCUUAUUUAAAAAGUGUGUUUGUGUGUGUGUGUGUGUGUGUGUAUGUGUGUGUGUGUGUGUCAGUCUGUCUGUGCCGUGACUUCCUGUCUGUCAUUUUAAGGCUUUGUACCUAAACAAGUUUGUAGUGCAGGUUUGAAAGUAGUAUUUUUGCCAUGCAAGUGAUGUCAUACUACAAUGCAACACAGAUAAUGUAUUUAUUUUCAUGUACAUAUGUGAGUGUGUGUGUAUAUAUGAUUAAUGUACAUUUGAACAGAAUAGUGAUGAAACCAUACUGUAGAAACUUGUAUAACUUUCAUAAUAAACUUGUGUUCUUAUUUAUGAAUGAUUUGCUACAAUUGUUCAUUUUUUAGGCAGUAGUCAGUCUCUUCCUGUUUCCUGAUACUUGAAAAUUGACAGCAUGUUGUAACACGAAAUGAAAAGUGCCUCUUGUCUAACCCGCCUAUUUCCUGAAGUUGUUUGUAUUUUAUCUGAGCUGGUAUUUUUCACGUUGCCUUCUGUGCUUUUUACAACUUUUAUCCAAAAAAAAAAUGGUUGAACGGAUGUAUUACUUUUUAAAGAAUGGAUUACUGUGAAGAUGAGGAAUGUAGUUACAGUUGUUGGUACACAAUAUCAGAUUUCUCACUGUAAGUAAGUUGCUAAAAUUUCUUUGCCUCUUCAAGGAAUAUUGUAAAUAAACAGGUUCUGUGACUAGUGGUGUCACAACAUAAAAUAUUAUAAGAACCAGUCCUGCUAAUGUCCAAUAGCAUUUAUGUAUUUUAUCUCUUUUUGGUUAAAAUAAAAAAAAACUAAAUAAAUCAAGCCUGCUUGUCACGCGAGGAACCUGUUUCAGGAAGUCCUUUAGCUGACAUGUUAGAAGUAGAAAAGCGUGCUCACAUCCUCCGUAUUAGAGAUUUCAGACCAGGAUUUUUCACAAACUCUUUAAUGAACUAAGUUAUUAAUUAACUUUAAGCAUCAUUCAGGUGAAGGUACACGUGUGGUCUAAGGCUUGCAAAUGAGCAGUGCUUGCAUUUGGUAUUUUUUACUGUGACUUUCAGGGUACAGCAUUUUUAGUAAUACAAUUAGCAUUACUGUUUACAGAAAAGCAGUAACAAAGCAAUUUGCUAACAAAUUUGAUGUUACUUGUUCUGGGCCACUGUGCCUGCAAAUAUUUUUAAAAGACUUCUAAAAAGUGUGAAUUCUGGAAGAUUAUCUGAUUGUACUGUAACUAAUUGUAAUUUGUAUGAGGAAGCUGGGAAAUUUCCUAAUUGCUGUCUGUUGGCAUUUCUGAAUAUAGUGGCCAUCUAAUUGAGUGAUGCGUCUGUCUGUUCGACGGGGAUUCAUACUGCUAUUGUGUCUGUUUGGAGUGUAUGCUGCUGUGAAAGCACUGUACCAUAUGCUUAUGUGCCAGAGUGGAUAUCCUCAUAGCGUAGGAGUGUCAAUACUAGUUAAGGGCAGCAAUCAGACCCUAUACCACUACAACCAGGACUCACCAAUGGUAUUUGUUGGUGGGGUACCUCGCUCAGGCACCACGCUGAUGCGUGCCAUGCUUGAUGCCCAUCCUAAUAUCCGCUGUGGUGAGGAGACCCGAGUGAUCCCCCGGCUUCUGGCUCUGCGCCAUGGCUGGAGGAGGUCAGCAGAAGACCGCUGGGCACUGGAUGAAGAGGAGAUCAGCCAGGACAUGCUGGACUCAGCCACAGCUGCAUUCUUGCUCGAGGUUAUUGCUCGUCAUGGUGAGCCUGCACCACUGCUCUGCAAUAAGGACCCGUUUACGCUGAAGAGCUCCAUCUACCUCUCUAAAUUAUUUCCCAACUCAAAGUUUCUUCUUAUGGUACGUGAUGGUCGGGCCUCUGUGCACUCUAUGAUCUCGAGACAAGUCACAAUUGCUGGUUUUGACCUUUCCAGCUACAGGGACUGCCUUAGCAAGUGGAGCCAAGCAAUAGAGGUCAUGUUAUUUCAGUGCACAGUGGUAGGUUCUACACGCUGUCUGACCAUUCGCUAUGAAAAUUUGGUCCUGCAGCCACGCACCACUAUGGUGAGAGUGCUGGAGUUCCUGAAAGUACCAUGGCAUGAGGGGGUACUUCACCAUGAGGAAGCUAUUGGGCAGCCUGGAGGAGUUUCUUUAUCUCGAAUCGAGCGGUCCACUGACCAGGUCAUCAAACCAGUUAACCUAGAGGCACUCACUCGCUGGGUAGGCCACAUUCCAGCUGAUGUUCUCAAAGAUAUGGAGAAUAUUGCUCCAAUGCUUAACAAGCUGGGCUAUGACCCUACUGCCAAUCCCCCACAAUAUGGCCAACCAGAUCCUGAAGUGAUUCAUAAUACAGAAAGGGUGCUCAAAGGAGAUUUUAAGCCUCCAGCAAGUUUGAAAAGACCAUCACAAGUAUGACAUAGAAGUUUCUGUAUAUAUCUGGUCCUUUUGUAUAUUUUUAAUUAAGUGUAUGUUAAAACAUGUUCCAGCAUGAAAAUGCCCCGUGUACAAAUUUUACACAAUUGUAUUGUCAUUCUUGACAAAUAUAGAAUUUUUUUUUAUUAAAGUUGCAACAAAGGGAUAAAAGCCCUGUUUCCUGUAUGUUUGUGUUUUAAAACAUUAAACAUUCUUUCCAUUUUAAACCAGUGGCUUUAAU
Messenger RNA from Ictalurus furcatus (blue catfish), 2698 nucleotides. RefSeq names its product tyrosylprotein sulfotransferase 2 (gene tpst2). The transcript has 4 exons. Gene Ontology annotation, cellular component: Golgi apparatus. Bases 1390 to 2460 code for a protein of 356 amino acids. The record is from RefSeq and is a predicted model, not a curated record. Gene Ontology annotation, biological process: peptidyl-tyrosine sulfation. Gene Ontology annotation, molecular function: protein-tyrosine sulfotransferase activity. NCBI's taxonomy places the organism in Eukaryota, Metazoa, Chordata, Actinopteri, Siluriformes, Ictaluridae.